This is a messenger RNA of Tribolium castaneum (red flour beetle), 5888 nucleotides long. RefSeq names its product scribble (gene scrib). Gene Ontology annotation, cellular component: postsynaptic density; basolateral plasma membrane; postsynaptic membrane. The record is from RefSeq and is a predicted model, not a curated record. Lineage: Eukaryota; Metazoa; Arthropoda; Insecta; Coleoptera; Tenebrionidae. Bases 258 to 5678 code for a protein of 1806 amino acids. Gene Ontology annotation, molecular function: protein binding. The transcript is spliced from 19 exons. Gene Ontology annotation, biological process: establishment or maintenance of epithelial cell apical/basal polarity; neurotransmitter receptor transport postsynaptic membrane to endosome; receptor clustering.
CCUGGUUUUUGUUAUUUUGUGCGAUAAUCGAUAAAACGGACGUGAUUUUAGUUAAGUAAUUGCCGAUAAUGGUGUUUUUAUUAUUUGUGUUUUUUGUUGGGGUGAAAAAACGUAGCGUCCGUGGUGUUUUUGUCGGCGUUGUGUUGGCGUUCUGCGGGAGUGGCAUACCUUGCGUCAACUAGGUGCUAGUGUAACUUGUGAUGUUUUGCUAGCCCCCUUGUAGUGUGAAUAAUGUGCGUGCGUGUUGUUUAGCGAAAAUGUUCCGUUGUAUACCGAUUUUCAAGGGUUGCAACCGACAAGUGGAGUUCGUAGACAAGAGGCACUGCUCCCUGCCCACGGUCCCCGAAGACAUCCUGCGCUACUCGCGCAGUCUGGAGGAGCUCCUCUUGGACGCCAACCACAUCCGCGAUCUUCCAAAGAACUUCUUCCGGUUGCACCGGCUGAGGAAGCUCGGUUUGAGCGACAAUGAGAUCCACCGACUGCCCUCCGACAUCCAGAAUUUCGAGAACUUGGUCGAGUUGGACGUGUCGAGAAAUGAUAUCCCCGAUAUUCCGGAGAGUAUUGGGGCGCUCCGGUCGCUCCAAGUGGCCGAUUUCAGCUCAAACCCUAUACCGAGACUGCCUCCGGCCUUCAGCCAACUCAAGUCUUUGACGGUUUUGGGGCUGAAUGAUAUGUCGUUGUCGUCGUUGCCCCCAGACUUUGGCAUGCUCACCGCAUUGACCUCUUUAGAGUUAAGAGAAAAUUUGCUCAAGGAGCUACCACCAAGUCUGGCGCAACUCACGCGAUUGGAGAGAUUAGAUUUAGGGGAUAAUGAGAUUGAGGAGUUGCCGCCCCAUAUCGGUCAAUUACCGGCCCUGCAAGAACUCUGGCUCGACCACAAUCAAUUGCAAAGCCUUCCUCCCGAAAUCGGGAAUUUAUCGAAUUUGACAUGUCUCGAUUUAUCCGAGAACCGUCUCGAGAGUAUUCCGGACGAAAUCGCCGGUUUACAAAGCUUAACCGAUCUACAUUUAAGCCAAAAUGUCCUCGAAACCCUCCCGGACGGCAUCGGCAAGCUCGAAAAACUCACCAUUUUAAAAGUGGACCAAAACCGUUUAACUUCCCUCAAUUCACACAUAGGUUUUUGUUACAAUUUACAAGAAUUGAUCUUAACCGAAAAUUUCCUAACCGAACUGCCGAAAGAAGUCGGUAAAUUAACCAAACUGACGAACUUAAACGUCGACCGAAAUAAUCUAACUACAAUUCCCGACGAGUUAGGGAAUUUGCACGAAUUGGGCGUUUUGAGUUUACGCGAUAACCGCCUAACUUUAAUCCCUGAUACUUUAGGGAAUUGUAAGCGGUUACAUGUUUUGGACGUUUCUGGCAAUCGAUUGCCUCAUCUUCCAUACAGUUUAUUGCAAUUGGAUUUGAAAGCUGUUUGGUUGAGCGAAAAUCAAGCACAACCGUUGCUCACCUUCCAGACUGAUACGGAUGAGACGGGCAAAGCCGUCUUGACGUGCUUUUUGCUACCGCAACAGGAGUACCAACCCACGAUAGCCUCUGACGGUCGUUUGUUCCGCUGUGACGUGACAUCGUCAUUAUCUAACGGUGCUAUAGCUACCACAGAUGAUGCAGCCAGCGAUGAAGAUUGGGAAGAAAAGGAAGCAAGUCGUACCCAUUCGGUUAAAUUCUCCGAUCCACAAGAUCAAGAUAACAAAGAGACUCCUUUCGUGCGUCAGAAUACACCGCAUCCGCGUGAACUUAAAGCCAAAGCGCAUAAAUUGUUCAGUAAGGGACAGAAUUCGUUGGAAGAUAGUGAUUUGCAUACGGGUCAAGUUGUCGAAGCGGUUAAUACGACGAUACAGAGGCCACAAACGCCGCCACCGCCGCCUCCACCACAAGUUGUAAGGGAGGAGGUGAUUGGGAACGGGGAGGAGCACAGUGAAGGCGAGGAGGAGACGGUGGAUGAAUUGGUGCCGAAACGUGUGGGAUUCACCGGUCCCAUACCAAUCGGUGAAGAAAUCGACCCAACAUCGCGUCCUAGUCGAUUACAUCGUCGCGAUACUCCUCAUCAUCUUAAGAACAAACGAAUCACAGCGACGAUCGACAAAGAUAAGGUCGCUUCCAUCAUUGCACAGGCAUUGAAACGUCGUGAAGAUGACAACAUCAGCGACAGAAUGAGCGUUUCCACACCGCCAGAGUCGGAAAGGAGCGCAACAAGCAGUCAAGCCGGCGAAACAGACUCUGUGGUGGAACUCCGUGAAGAAAAAUACGAGAUCCACAUCGAGCGUUCCAACACCGGCCUCGGCCUGUCAAUCGCCGGUGGCCGUGGUUCCACCCCUUUCAAAGGUGACGACGAAGGCAUUUUCAUAUCACGCGUCACCGAAAACGGCCCCGCAGACCUAGCCGGCCUUAAAAUCGGCGAUAAAGUUCUCUCCGUGAACGGCGUCUCCGUAAUCGGCGUCAGCCACUACGACGCCGUCGAAGUCCUCAAAGAAUCCGGCCCUGUGCUCAUCCUCCAGGUGUCGCGCGAAGUCACAAAAUUCGUAAAACGCCCCGAAAACCCAACAACCCCUCAACCCCCACCACCUUCCGACGACGUUAUCCUAAACAAGGUGUUAGUGCACACGACCCUAAUCAGAGACUCGCGCGGUUUGGGGUUCAGUAUAGCCGGAGGCAAAGGCUCUCAGCCGUUUAAGGCCGAUUCGGAGGCGGUGUACGUGUCGCGUAUCACCGAAGGGGGUGUCGCCCAUAAAGAUGGGAAAUUGUGUGUGGGGGAUCGUGUGGUGUCGAUAAAUGGGGUUGAUUUAACGGGGGCGUCGCACGAUCAAGCCGUCGCGAUGUUGACGGGUUUGGAACGAUUCGUACGCUUAACGGUGGAGAGGGAGGUGCCGGUGACGAAGGGGGAGGAGGUGCAAAUCAGUGGGGGGAUGCAACAGUCGCCCAAAGUGUUUGGGGUGCCUAAACCAUAUACGGGACUUUAUUCGGCGAAUAGUUAUAUGGCUAAUCGGCCAGGAUAUACGGGGUAUCGGAGGUCGUUGGAGGCCGAUAAAAAGACUGUUGCACCAAUAAGCGAUCAGCUCCAAGAAUCGCCAAAAACAAACGGCAUCGUCCACGAAGUGCCAAAACCGGCGCCGCGGCGCAUCUCAGCCGCCGCCACUACGCCGCCGCCGCCAAACGACAAGAAGGCGGCGCCGUCGACGCCGCCACCGUCCAUCGUCGACGGCGACGACGCACAGGUACUGCCGAAGCCAAUCACCAACGAAGAGUUCCAAAACAUGAUUCCCCCCCAUUUCCUCAAAUCAAAUAAAUCACAAACCAAUAAUAAUAACAAUAAUCCCGAUACCGUAAAUGCCGUUACCGUUACCAUUAAGAAGCCAGAUCCGAUCGAGUUGCCGCCCGCGCCCUCUGGGCCCGGACGCGUCACUGAAACCAUCACCAAGAGUACCUUUACGGAAACAGUGGUCACUCGCAUCACCGAUAAUCAGCUGAUCGUGCCCGUUAUUAUCGAGGACGUGACUUUGAGCAAAGCCCAUGGCUCACUCGGAUUCAGUAUUAUCGGCGGUACCGACCAUUCCAGUAUUCCGUUCGGUGUCAAAGAACCGGGAAUCUUUAUCUCGCACUUGGUACCUGGCGGUACGGCCGCCAACUGUGGCAAACUUCGAGUCGGUGAUCGAAUUUUAAAAGUGAAUGGAACUGACGUCACACAAGCCACCCAUCAAGAGGCCGUAAUGGAGCUAUUACGCCCUGUGGAGAAAAUAACGCUGACGGUACGGCACGAUCCGUUACCGGACGGAUAUCAGCAACUCAUGAUUUCGUACGUUGAUGCGAAGGAACUGGUGAUCGAAAAGGGCGAGAACGAAAAACUGGGCAUGCACAUCAAGGGCGGCUUGCAGGGCCAGCGUGGCAACCCAUUGGACAAAUCCGACGAAGGCGUUUUCAUUUCGAAAAUAAAUUCCGCUGGAGCGGCGCGUCGCGACGGCCGAUUGCGCGCCGGAAUGCGUCUUCUGGAAGUCAACGGCAAGUCACUUUUAGGCGCAACGCAUCAAGAAGCCGUUAACACGCUACGUUCAUGCGGAAACGUCAUAAAACUGGUCGUUUGUAAAGGCUACGACCGAUCCGAAGUCGACAAGGCGAUUGCCGAGGGUCGUCUCACGCGCGCCGGGUCGGUCAGCAGUCGCUCGCAAAGUGUCAGCUCACUUGAUGUGCCCGACGAAGACGUACAACACGAGCAAAAUAUCAAGUCGGAAAUCGUCCAAUUCGAGAAAGAACAAGAAGCCGAAAAACGACUCAAAUUGACCGAAAAUUCCGACGAUGAGUUGCAUUUAGUUGAAGCCAAAGCUUCGACAACACCGGCCGAUAAGGUGCUUGAUGUGGUGCGAGCCGUCGAAACGUUGGCCGAAAAUUCGGUACCUCCCAAAUCGCCAGGUGGACCGAAUUCCGAACUGAAAACCACGACCAUUGUUAUGAGCAAACAUACGCUCGCACCGACGACGACGGCGAAAAUCCCUAACCCCGCCCCGACUCCUCCCACCACACCCACUCGCCUCGAAUCGAGUCUCGAGAAUCUCGUAAUCCCGCCUCCUGACGGCUACUCCGAGGACGAAACUCCGCCCGAAUUGCCCAAAACGCCGAAACCAACACUCGAUUUGCUCAAAAGUAGCCAAUCGCUUGAUUUGUUGUGGGAGGGCGGGGCCAAGCCGGCACCGCCUCCACGGCCACAAUCGCUGGUCAUAGCCAAUAAACACGUCCGGUUUUCUAACCAGCCGCCACAAUCACCGAAAAAAUCGACAGUUAGUGAUAAGAAAAAAUUCUUUGAGACUGCAAUGGAGGAGAGUCAGAAGCCGCCUCCAAAACUUGACAAAGUUUUCACUUAUUUAAGCUCCGACGAACUGGAAAAACUCAAAGCCGAAGAAGAACGAAAAAUUGCGAGUCUUUCGCCCGAAAUUUUGGAUCAUUCCGACAGCGAAUCGAUUGAUUCGCAGCAUACCAGCGUGUCCCAUCAUAGCAAUAUCGGCGUGGUGCGCACGGCGAAGGCCGAACGUCGUCUCAAGGACAAAUUACGUGAAGAAGGUCUUUUGACAGAUGAAGAUGACAGUGCAUCGCAUCUGUCACCGGCCGAAGAAAGGGCCUUAAGGGCCGAAAAAAGGGCCGCUUGGAGGGCAGCACGUCUCAAAUCGCUCGAACAAGAUGCAAUUCAGGCCCAAAUGGUUAUUAAAUCAAUGACAGAUAUGGUAGGAGCCGGGGAAUUACCGCCAUCGGAAAAAGAUGAGCAGGGCUCAGGUACUAACAGCAUUGCAUGUGUUGUUCAGCUGAGGCCAUCUAGUGCCGAUUUUCCCAAGUUGGCCGUGCGUAGUAAACCCGGCAACACAACAGUGAGAGAAAGCGAGAAGGUGAUAGAUGAGAAAGUGACACAACGUACUGAAGAAUAUAUCGAUGACGUCACAGGCGAAAAACGAGUUAGGACGGUCGAAUAUGUCGAGAAGCUGAUAGAGAAAGAGGUGGAAACACUUCAGGAAAAAAUCAUUUCGUUAGAAUUAACCAAACCCGAAGACUUUGUUCCGCUCAAUGGAGCCAAUAAUGACCUUGAGACCGCGUCAGAGCCGCCUACUCCGACCACUGGCGAUGAAAAACCUUUCGAUGAGGAAAACACAAGUGCGAAAAAACGUCGGAAAAAACGGUCGAAAAAGGGCAAACAUUGAACUUUAAUAGUUUAAAGACAUCACGUUUCUACAGGGUGGAUGGGUUUUAUUUUUAAGAGUAUAUAAAUUAUUGUUAUGUACAAAGUAUUUAAUGUAUUAUGUAGGCUCCAAGGCUUGUUUUUUAACACUUUUCACUGUGGUGGUACGAUUUUAUACAAAGACCUCCUAAUUCGCUUUGGAUUUCAAAUUUUAAUAAAUAAUUCAAAUGAA